Phragmites australis (common reed) is the source of this 1217-nucleotide messenger RNA. Its product is annotated as flowering-promoting factor 1-like protein 3. The coding region runs from base 83 to 442 and encodes 119 amino acids. The record is from RefSeq and is a predicted model, not a curated record. Gene Ontology annotation, biological process: regulation of flower development. The transcript has 3 exons. Lineage: Eukaryota; Viridiplantae; Streptophyta; Magnoliopsida; Poales; Poaceae.
GGUCCUUGUACUGGCUGCCACACUAGUUCAUAUUCCUUGUCCAUCUCGCCACAGAUUCUAGCUAGAAUCACAAGCUAGAGACAUGUCUGGCGUGUGGGUGUUCAAGGACGGACUCGUCCGCCGCGUGGAGAACCCCGGCCGGGACGAGGAGUCGUCGUACUGCGGCGGCGGCGGGGGACGGCGCCGCAAGGUGCUGGUGCACGUCCCCAGCGGCGAGGCCGUGACGUCGUACGAGGUGCUCGAGCGGCGUCUGCGGGAGCUGGGGUGGGAGCGGUACGUGGAGGACCCGUGCCUGUUGCUGUUCCACCAGCGCUCCACCGUGCACCUAAUCUCCGUGCCCCGGGACUUCGCCAGGUUCAGGCUCGUCCACAUGUACGACAUCGUCGUCAAGACCCGCAAUGUCUUCGAGGUGCGCGACGCCUCGCCAGGCCGAUCAGCAUAAAUGGCUAAAUAGAUCGAUCUCGAUCUCGAUCUCGAUCUCGAUCUGGCGCGCAUGUACCUCGUACGUCUUGGAGUACAGGUAAUGCAAACACGGUAUAUAUAUGUGCUUUGAGCCCUUUGCAUAUAUCAUAUAUAGGGGAAGAAAAAUUUAUAUAUAUUGAAAGAAGAAAAUGGGAGACAUCUAGAUGGUACCGCUGAUGUGCUGGCUCUUCUUUAUUUUAGACACAUGACCCAAGUGCGCUGCUUGUAGAUACAACAUACGUCAUGACCACUCCUUCUGUGAAGCAACAAUUUUUUUUUGUGAGAACUGACGAAGGUUUCAGUGAAAGAGAGGACCUCGCAGCGAAUCUAGGCCGGCCCUUCAAGAGCCUGAUCACAUACUACCUCAAUCAACAAGGAUCGGCGGAAACUCAACUCGAUAAUGACGAUGGAAGCGCCAUCCUUCUCUGCUCGUAGGAGGAAUGUUCUCGACGAAAACAAGCAAAACCAGUCUGACCAAUGCAAGGGUGUCGCCCCUAGGUAUAAAGCAGGCAUGCCACCCGUCGACUCCAACUUGGACUCGGCCAACAUGGCUGGGUCGGACUCACAACUGACCCGACCUAACUCAAACUAAACAUACCUUACUCUCGUACAAGGAAAUACUAAAAUAAUCCGGCGUCCAAUGCAAAUAGUACUACUUGCUAAUCUAUUCGACCUCUACAGAUUAUGAGCGAUCCGUGAUGUCCAACUUCAUAGAACCAACCUUAAUAAAUUGUCUCGGCUUCCUUCCUUGGUUC